This is a messenger RNA of Plectropomus leopardus (leopard coralgrouper), 8680 nucleotides long. RefSeq names its product alpha kinase 3a (gene alpk3a). Gene Ontology annotation, molecular function: ATP binding; protein serine/threonine kinase activity. Gene Ontology annotation, cellular component: nucleus. Lineage: Eukaryota; Metazoa; Chordata; Actinopteri; Perciformes; Serranidae. The record is from RefSeq and is a predicted model, not a curated record. Gene Ontology annotation, biological process: protein phosphorylation; cardiac muscle cell development.
UUCCAACUUAUUUAGAUUAAAUCAAAACAAAGCAGUAAAACUUUUAUAGUGUGACAGUUGAUUAAAUGAUUUUUAGUGAUGUGUUCUUUUUGAAUAGUUGGUUUAGUCAGUCUAGUUUUACUCUUCUUUUCCUAAGUCCAAAGGCUAGUUUUGGAAACUCUGAUGUGCUCUUGCACCUAUUUGUAGGGCUGCUAUAAAUAGGCCCCUACUGGCAACACAUGCGCAUCUAUGAUAGGCAGUUACAGAGAUUUUCUUCACAGACUCUGGCUCCAAAGCAACACUGACAACAUCUCAAUGGGGCUUGUACAUGGAUAACACCAUCAAAUUUGAGCCUUGAACUCUGACAAACUGUGGACGUGAACACAGAGUAGCUUCACACUGUGGGUGACACAUUUUCCUUGGAUAUUACUUUUUUUUGUGAAUUACUUCUGUGGACGAUGACUUCCAGAAGACCAAUGACACGCUCUUUCUCUGGAAAUGGGAGGCAAAGCAGCUUCAGCGAAGAGGAGGGCAGCUCUUCCAAUGGCCGCCCAGAGAGCCGCAAUCCUUACCUCUCCAACGUUAGGCCUGAAACCAGCUAUUCAAGGUAUUCUCACUACAGGCCAACGAGGAGCACAUUGUGCAGUGUCAUGGCUCAGCUUACCGAGGACAUCCAGCCGUCCUUUGAGACCACCUUGAAAUCAAAAGCAGUGUCCGAAAACUGCAAUGUGAAGUUCACUUGUGUGGUAACAGGUUACCCAGCUCCAGAACUGAAAUGGUAUAAAGAUGAUAUGGAAAUGGACCGGUAUUGUGGACUCCCAAAAUAUGAAAUUCGUCGGAACGGAAAAACCCACACCCUCCAUAUUUACAACUGCACAUUGGAUGAUGCAGCCAUCUAUCAGGUCUCAGCCAGCAAUAGCAAAGGUAUUGUCUCCUGCUCUGGUGUUUUGGAGGUUGGCACCAUGAACGAGUUCCAGAUCCACCAGAGGUUCUUUGCCAAGUUGAAGCAGAAAGCAGAAAAGAAAAAGAAAGAUAUGGAGGAGCAGACUAAGAAGGAGGAUAAAGAAAACAUUCAGAAAGACAAACCACAGGGUAGCCCAGAACGUCCUCCAAGGAAGCGUCAUGUCCCAACAACACAAGACAGUCCAUUGGUCAAGGAGCCAGAGGCUGUGGAACAACUGGAAGUCGCUGCAGGACCUAUUGGUAUUAGAUCUGAAGUUAAGGAAACACCCCCUGUGACCCCCAAAGAUGUGGAGAUUUCUCCAUCUGAGGAAACACUGGCCAAAAAGAAAAUAAAGAUCUCAAAUGGUGUGGAUGCUGUGGUUAACAGUAGCAACAGUAGCACCAGCAACAGCAGCAGCAGAAGCCAUAUGAUGGGGAACGGAGGGGAAAACUGUUAUGACGGAGGGAUUGGUUUGGCACAAUUUCUGGCCGAGGCUCUCCAGGCCCAAGCUGCUGAAGAGAAACAGAAUUCAUCUCGAGGGGAGAAACCUAAAGAGAUGGAUAUACCUAAUGUAAGUGCUAACAGAGAGAAAGAAAGAGAGCAAGAGAGGAUGCAAAAAUUGAUGGAAGAGCAAGAAAAAGCACGAGAGGAAGAGUAUGAGAGAGAGAAAUGGAGAGAAGAACUGGCCUUAGAGAGGGAGAGAGAAAGGGAAAGGGCUUUGGAGACGUCACAUACAAAACAUGAAGUCAAACAUCACGGUAAGGCUCGUAAGGAUCACGACCACCACCACAUCCAGUCUUCCAUCUCCUCUGUGCUCCACUCCGUCAAAGACUUCUUCUUUGGGAAGAGCAAGAAGGACUCUCACGAUCACACUGAGAACAAGGAGAGGGAGUUUAGCCGCUCGCCUGCCUCAACGCCGCCAUCAUAUCGGCUGCAACCAGAGCGUAAUCAAGUGUGCAAGCCUCCCACGGAGGACUUUGUGCCUAUGGAAGUAGAUAAACCAAAGGAGCUUUCAGAAACUGUGAAUGUAGAACAGUCAGUGUCACUGAAGCCACAUGAACAUAAUCAUGAAGACGGUGCUCAGCACACAGACCUGCCACCAGCUCAUAAAUUUCCACCUGAGAGCGUAGAGGAGUCAACAGGGCAGAGCGCCAAAGCGACUGAUGGUGCUGCUGAGGCCAUGGAAGUGUGUGUGGGGCCUGAGAGCAGCGGUCCAGGUGAAGAAACACCAUUGUCCAGGCCUCAUGUUCUCACUGAGGCUGUAGAGAAAGAUUCUCAGAUAGUAUCAGUCACCAAAGAGGUUCCUGAGCACCAGCAAGAAUGUGUGGUGGUUUCAUCACAGCUGAAUCACCAGGGUGUGAAAGAUGAGUCUUCACCCAGGGAAGAAGUUUUGCUACAGACCCAAGCCCCCUACAAAGAGGAAUCCCCACCCACAUCCACCCUCACAAGUCUGGAAGAAGUCCGGACUCCCCCUUGCAAUUUUAUCUCGGCAUCAGACAGCCACAGCCUUGGAGAAGCACCCCCUGAAAUUUUACAAGAAGAGAAGAUGACUGUUAAUAAGAUGGGCAGAGAUGAUGACCAUGAGACAGAGGAGAGCCCUUCCUCCAAUCAGUUAUGUGAGGAAGAGAAAGCUGAAGUGAAAGCAAACAAACAGCCGUGCUCAGAUAUAAACAGAUCUGAGAUGACUGGAUUAACAUGUUCAAUGGAAGAGAGAAUAGAGGCAGAUCAAUCUAAAACACCAGAUCAGGUGCUUUCUCCUCUGCCUGCAGAGGAAGCAUAUGGCGUAGAGAGCGAGAACAUAAAAGAACAGGCUGAAUGUACUUCACUGGUUCAGGAAAUGAAUGUAGGAUUUCCGCCCGCUGUGGCCCCAGAGAGUUUAGAGAAGGGUGACCUAAAAAUGCAACAAGAAUGCACCUCUUCUAUAGCACAGGAGAGCUCUGAAGGCCACAAUGUUGGUACAAUGGAGAAUUCAAACACAGGUUUAAGAAGCAGUGAAGAGGGAAGGACAUUGGAAGAUAUAUUGAUUUCUACUUUAGAUUUAGAAGUUAAUUUAUCUGACAAUCUAAAAACACAAGAGCGGGUGAUUUCACCAUGCGAAAGCACUGACGUAAAGAAUGAGAGUUUACAGUUUGAGGGAGAGACGGAAAAGAAAAUUUUAGUGAUAGAGGAGUUGAAUGAAUCAAAGAAGCUCUUAGUAACACAAAACAAUGGAGAUAAUGCUCAUGUAACAGAAGAACACAGCAAUGUUGCACAUCAAGACAACAGCGACAAACAGCAGAGCCGGCCCUCAGUGAAUAUCCCACAAAUUCAAAUAUCUAUUAUUGAAGACAUCCUAGAUAUUACACCAACUGUGGCAGGCCCAAACCCAAAUGAACACUUUACAAUCCCCAAAAUUGAAAUAAUGGAGCCUGAGCUCAAAGAGUGCACCCUGCCACUAACUAUUUUGGCACUAAACAAGCAAGAGUCAGAGCCUGCCACUUUGCAAAAACAUGACGCAAUAAUCCGAGAGCAGAGCGUGGCUGAUUCUCCAAGUUUGUUGCCCACACAGAAAGGUAUGCAAAGUAAUAACAGCCUCUUACCUACAGAGAAAGAAAAGGAAGUUGCGCAAUUAGAUGACGAGACAAAAAUGUUUGAGCAGCCACGCGUGAAAAGCAGUGAAGAGCUCCCCCACCAGGACUUUGCAUCACUUCCUGUGAUAAAUGUUUCAUGCACUGAUGACAAGGAGGAUGGUGUAUUUGUGAACACCCAUAUUUCAGAUAAGCAGGAGCCUUUCGAAACUCCAGCGGUGCCGUUGUUUGUGGUGCCACCGAUUUCUGUCACUUGUCAUGAAAGUGAUUCUGGACCCAAACUUCCCACUCAGAGGGAGUGGACAGAAACAGAAACUUCUGCUGCCACGCAAAGGGAAGCAAAGCAUCUUGUUGACAUUAAUAAUACCACUUUGCCCGAGAAAAGUCAAAGAAGAAAAGAGGACUCAGAAGAAAGGUCAGAAAAUAGUAUGAAAGAAAACACCCCCUCUAUUCUAUAUGAAGCUCUUGUACCAAAAGUCAGAGAUAGUGUGCCAUCAUUCAGUAUAACAACAGAAGACAAUAUUGUCCCUGAAAUCUCAAAGAUAAAACCCCUUAAGGAGGCCAAAAUUGAGAAUUCUGUGUCCACUGAGGAUGUUCAAAGAAACAGAUCAUCUGUUGAGAGACUCUGCUCUAAACCCCCCACACAUCCAUCACUGAGUCCGGCCAGUCUCCGCAAAUUUAUGUCCAAAGCUGCUCCAGACUCCGAUGUGAACACCGUCGGUGACCGUCAGAGUGACAAGGCAGACGAAGACCUGAGCGGAGGCUCAACACCAACAUCAUCCCUCUCCUGUGAGAGCAGUCCCCGUCUGAAGCGCAGAGACAGUCUGUCCCUCAUACGCUCCGCCACGCCUGAGGAGCUGGCCUCUGGAGCUCGCCGCAAAAUCUUCAUCCCAAAAGCUAAAGAUGAUGGAGAGGGAGCAGUGCUUGGUGCGCUGGAUGCUCCAGGCAAGAAGGAGACCCCCUACAUGUCACCCAGCCAGGCUCGCAGGGCAGCAUUACUACAAGCUCCCACAGGACAGAAUACCCCACCAAUGGAGAGGCGCUCUCCGCUGCUGAUCCGCAGGAAGGCCACCUUAGAGGUGCCAAAAGUCGUGGAGGAGACUCCCAAAGAAGAGCCAGUCAUCAAACAAGAGGAGAAACCAGCUGAAAAGAAGCGGGACCCUUUGAAAGCUCCACAGGUCAUCCGUAAGAUCAGGGGAGAGCCAUUCCCGGAUGCCUCCGGACACCUGAAGCUGUGGUGCCAGUUCUUCAACGUGCUCAGUGACUCCACCAUUAAGUGGUUCAGAGAUGAGGAGGAAAUUCUAGAGGUGAAGAGAAGUGGAGGAGAUGAAACGCAAGUGGCACUGGCUGUUGUUCUGGCAUCCAGCCUUGACUGUGGAGUAUAUGGCUGCUCAAUCACAAAUGAAUAUGGGUCUGACAUCACUGACUUCCUGCUCAGCGAAGACAUUCUCUCUGAGAUACUACUAAAAGAUGAUUUGGAAGUUGGAGAGGAGAUCGAGAUGACCCCGCUGCUGUUCACCAAAGGCCUUGCCGACUGCGGCAACUGGGGCGAAAAGUACUUUGGCCGCAUCAUGACCGAGACGGUGCAGAUCGGGGGGGGUUGCGCUCACAAAGCCAGCAGAGUGAAGGUCAUUUAUGGCCUGGACCCCGUCUUUGAGUCUGGAAGCGCCUGCAUCAUCAAAGUUCAGAGCCCCAUCGCUUACGGGACCACACAGGAGAACAACCUCGCAGAGAGAAAUAUACAGAUAACUAAGCAAGAAUGCAAAGUCCAAAACAUGAUUCGAGAAUACUGCAAAAUCUUUGCGGCUGAAGCAAGAGUUAUUGAGAACUUUGGCUUUGCACUUGAAGUAAUUCCUCAGUAUCUGAUGUACCGGCCUGCAAACUCUGUGCCGUAUGCCACAGUGGAGGCUGACCUUUCAGGUGAUUUCGUCCAGUACUGUACCAUGGAUCCUAAAGGCAAGCUGAUUACACAAACUGCCUCUGAGGUGGAGCAGAAAUGCAGCACCUUCCAGCACUGGAUCCAUCAGUGGACGCAUGGCAAUCUGCUGGUCACUCGGCUGGAGGGCGUUGAAGCAAAGAUGACAAAUAUUAAAGUUGUGACCAAGUCAAAAGGAUACCAAGGACUAACAGAGCAUGGCUCUCCUGAAGUGUUGGAACAGUUCCUGACACACCAUCAGUGCAACUACUACUGUGGACUUCUUGGCCUGCGCCCACUUAAGACUCUGGAGCAGCAAAGCGGCAAGGUGAAGGGCUCCAGGAGCCCCUUGCUCAACCGCAAGUUGGGCUCACACAGCCCACAGAUGCAGCGGAAAGGACACAGCCCUCAGAUGUCUAGAAAGGCUAAUUCUAGCCCAAAGGUGCCAAGAAAAGUUCAGGAGACGGAGGACAAUUACGGCACCAAAUCCAAAGCUGCAGAAACUGUUGGUGCUCUUGAAAUGAGGUAGGAAAGAUCACCUCCUCUGUGUCAAACAAGAUUUUAGUGCUUUUAAUGGUUUAGUAUUACCUGCUGUUUCUUUCCAGUUACCAAAACCAGCAAGGACUUGAAGAGUGAGACAUAGAAAAAAGAAUAGUUUGUUGACCUGACGUAUCAUGACGAACUACUGUGAACCACUGCAAAUUUUUUUUUUUGCGAUGACAAUAACAGUAUGAGACAUCCAUCCUCCAGAUACUUCGUUUUUGAAAGACUUAUGAGAAUGUUUUGAGCAAUUGGUGCAGGUUUUUUAACCUCACAGACAUCAAAUGGCAAAGGCAGUGUUUUUAAUUUGAACUGUAUGAAAAGCAACACUGGGCCACAUUAGAGUUGACAUAAAACUAUUAAAUAGUUUGAAAUGUCUUAUCAGCUCUAUGAGUGGAAAAACAACUCUCCAAGCAAUAUCUGUCAACUCAUAACCAUUACUGAAAACCCAACCAUACUUCUCACUGUUAAAAUUACAGUUUGAAGUUUUUGUCUUUGAAUGAAGAGAUUGCAUCAUUUUUAUGAUUUUAUCUAAUGAAUUAUGAAGAAUUACACCACAGCCACAGCAGAGGUUGAGGUAAUGUCUAAAUAUUAAACGCUGCAUGUUCAUCUGUGAUGUACAGUAUGUGUGAAGGACAUGAGUUAAUUUUAGAGAUGUUAUUUAUGGCUUGCAUUAUUAAUGCCUACGCAGCAUUUCUUUACACAGCAAAGUUGAGCUCAUGCUGUGUUAUUACAGAACCCUUUUUAGAUCACAGAUGUUUGUGUGCACGUUGUUUUUGGUAUUACUUUGCCGUUGUGUCUGUGUCUUUAGUAAGUCCUCUUGGAAUAUUUUACUUCAUUUUAAUAUAUGCUGGUGAACGCAAAGCAAUGGGCAGUAAGGGACUUGCCAGUAAACUCUAUGGUAUGCUCAUGCUCAUUGACAUGCAAAUACACAAGUGUGUUCCCAGCAGUGAGGAAAGCUGCUGAAUGAGUCCCACACUGUAAUUUGGAUGUGACCUUUGGACUAUGGCAUAAAAGCACACUGAACAAAAUAGCUAAAAUAGCAGACUCUGGACUUUCAGGAGCCCAUUCAUGACUAAGGAAGGCUCUCUGCAGGAAAUCUGUAAAGUUUUAUUGCAACUGGCAACCACCUUUACCACUGAACGUGUAAGCUGUGACAAGUAUUCAGUUAUCACUUGAGUUUGUACAGGUAUGCAGGGUUAAAUUCCAACAGUAGACAAUUGCCUUUUACAAAUAAUAAAAAACUGACAAGAAAUCUUUUAGAAAUUCCGGUAAUGGAUUACUAGUUAAUGAUCAACAACAGCCUUCAAAGUCUUCCACUGUUAACUUCAGGUGCUGUUACUUUACAUCACUGUACAUGCAUGACUGUUUAUGACAGAAAAAAUAUUGACCAGCAAAUGAUAGUGAAAAGUCACUCAUCUCCCAAACACCUAGAGCAUAAGGUGACCAGGAUUCAGACAUAACAAAAGUACACAUUAAAACCACAAAAUAUCUCCAUACUGCUCAGCGGAAGUAAACCAAGUGUCUUUAAGCCCAGACUUGCCAAGCUGUUUUGAAAAACAUCACUGGCACCAUAUUUUUAUGCUGCGUUCCAUUGUACUCUGAAAAAACGAUAUUCACUGGGAAAAAGUGCAAUGGAACGACCAUUGAAGUCGGGAUUACAAAUCAGAAACUCAGGCAAGAUCCAUGUAGACCGAGUUGGUCGAAAUGCAGGACCUGUUUGCCAAUUUUUAUUUUAAUGUAGAGUUUGUGUUGUGAAACGUGCUGUAACAACUUUGUAGUGGCAUUUCCAUUCAGUUAACUCGUGUUUGAUAGAAGUCUUUGCGGCCAUGGAGUAGCCUAUGAGCCUACUCCUCCUGUCUCUUUAGCUACCUACAUCAAUGAAUCUGCAGGUAGCCUACUGUACUGUAAGAUCUAAAAGUCGGCAAAAAGUUUUGCAAAAACAAGUUUCUUGUGGGCAUCCAUGUUUUCUCGAGCAGAUACACUGGAACGCAUUUAGAUCGGAAGUCGGAAAAACCGACAUGGAACUAUCAAUUUCCGACUUGCAAUUGAAAAUUAGCACAGUAGUUCCAGGUGUGGGAGCCGUGUUUAUGCACGCGUGCUCGAGACCAAGGAGAGCUCGCGGUAUAUCAAGGCCGGUGCUUACCUGCUACCUGGAGGCCUCCGCCGCACACCGACAGAGACUUAUGAAGUUAGCAGCAAGCAACAAGUCAACAACAUGGCUAAAAUCAGGACGGCAGCAGCGUUUUACAAAAGAACCUGGCACAUUGGAGCUUCAAAUCGCUCAAGUUACUCUGGACGAGCAGUAUGGAGACAUUUUGUGGUUUUAUUGUGUAUUUUCAACGUUUGAAUCCUGGUCACCAUUUGCUACAGUCGUUUGGGAGAUAAGUGCAGCGCUGUUUGCCCGCGAAUCCCCGGCAGCGUUUUGUGGAAUAUAAAACUCGACUUUCCAUCGUCAUGAGGGUGAGUAGACAAUGACUCAGUUUUCACUUUUGGGCGAACUGUUCCCUUAAAGCGUGGUGUCAUGCAAGCAAACUGUAUUGUGUUCAUGUGUACAUAAAGUCAAAGGGCUGAAUAUUUGAAGUAGUCUCAAGUAAAACUGUAAAAGUGAGACUUAGUGAAUGGAUCAGUGAUUCAGAGAGAAUAAGUGUUUACAAUGUCUGCUGCCUUUAUGUCACAUCAUGUCAGCAAAUGUUUUUUUUUAAUAAAUAUGUAAAACAUUUGUGUCCAAGCACA